Messenger RNA from Diuraphis noxia (Russian wheat aphid), 1944 nucleotides. RefSeq names its product scoloptoxin SSD14-like. Gene Ontology annotation, cellular component: plasma membrane. Gene Ontology annotation, biological process: glutathione catabolic process. The record is from RefSeq and is a predicted model, not a curated record. Gene Ontology annotation, molecular function: glutathione gamma-glutamate hydrolase. NCBI's taxonomy places the organism in Eukaryota, Metazoa, Arthropoda, Insecta, Hemiptera, Aphididae.
UGAACCUUUCAACAGUUUCAACGUAUUCAAGAUGAUUUAUAUUUGUCAAAGAAAACUCUUAGACGCUAUAGGUCAAAAUAUUUAACAGACUAUCAGUUGAMUCUUUACAAACAACAUUUUUACGAUGUUAAAUACAAUAGAUACCUAUUUCAUUCCACAGAAUAUAACUGUCGCAGAUUAAAUAGUAGUCUACAGCAAAGCUUUAUGAAAAACAUUUAGACGACAGACCAAAACAUGGCUAUUUGCAGAUUACAAUCAAACCGUUCUCUCUUUCUUGUAGGACUGGCGAUAUUGAUCGCUAUAGUUUCACUUUUGUUCGUAUUCUCGCAACAUGACGUUGAAAACGAAAUCUCUGACCCGGAAUUCGAGUUGCCCCCGUCGAGUAUGCCGAUGGGCUUGUACAAUAAAGUCGGAGUAGUGUCAAACGGUGGACCUUGUGCACAAAUCGGAGUGGAUGUGAUGUCUAGUGGAGGAAAUGCUGUUGAUGCUGCUAUAGCUACGAUGAUAUGUGACGGUGCUCUAUGUCCUCAAUUUAAGGGUUUAGGUGGAGGAUUUUUAAUGAGUAUAUACAAUGCUACAACCAAAAAAGUAAUGUCAAUUGACGCACGUGAAACAGCACCAUCAGGGGCAACUCAGUCGAUGUUUGUAAAAGAACCUAAAAAUUCUGUUUACGGUGGUUUGGCAGUUGCAAUUCCGGGAGAACUUAAAGGUUAUUCGACCAUCUAUAAAUUAUAUGGUGGCCAAGUAUCAUGGUCAUCACUAUUUGAACCAACUAUAAAAUUAUGUGAAGAGGGCAUGGUAAUCAACGAACGCUUAGGGUCAAGUUUAAAGAAUGAAGAAGAUUUAAUCAAAAAUGAUCCCAUGCUCAGAAAAUCGUUCUUUAACGAACAUACUGGAAAUGUAAAGAUAGCUGGAGAAAUGUACACGUUACCAGAAUUAGCAGAAACUAUGAAAGUCAUAGCAAAAGAAGGUGGAGAUGCUAUAUACAAUGGUUCGUUAACGAAACAAUUAUUAGAAGACUUAAAAACAAUAAAUGGAAUAAUCACAGAAGAAGAUUUAGCCAAUUAUAAGGUUGAAGUCAAAGAAUCAUUUUCUGUGGAAUUAAAAAGUGGUCAUUCAAUACACGCUGGGCCACCGCCUGGUUCUGGUAUAAUUUUAGCGUACAUACUCAGAGUGUUGGACGGUAUAUUACCGGCACCCAGCGCCGGCUUAGAUGCACAUCGUUUGGUGGAGGCAUUUAAAUUUGGUUACGGUGAGCGAACCCAUUUAGGAGAUCACAAAUUCAUAAACAUGUCUCAAAUUUACGACAAAGUGAAAUCGGAUAGCUACAUAGAUAAAAUACGCAGUCAGAUAUUCGAUAAUUUCACAUCGUUAGACCCUAAGUACUAUGGAGGUGAUUUUGAUAUGCCAGAAAAUCAUGGAACCGCCAAUAUGGUCGUGAUUGAUUCGAUGGGAAACGCCGUCAUAAGUACUAGUACAAUAAACACAUACUUUGGUUGUGGUUUCAUGUCUCCUAGCACCGGUAUUCUUUUGAAUAACGAAAUGGACGAUUUUUCUACUCCAGGAGUCAUCAACUAUUAUGGAAUCCCGUCUUCGCCGGCCAAUUACAUAGAACCGGGCAAACGACCAAUGUCUUCAAUGUGUCCGACUAUAAUUACAGACAAAAAUCAAGAUUUUGUUCUCGCAGCAGGAGCAGCGGGAGGAUCAAAAAUCACGCUCGCAACCGCCUACGUGAUUGCUCUUAAAUUAUGGUAUAACAAAACGUUGAAAGAAGUAAUAGACAAACCAAGAAUUUUCCAUCAACUUGUACCUAUGCAAGUUCAAUAUGAAUACGGAACAACUAGAGAUGUAAUACAACAACUUAAAGAUAUUGGCCAUCCAGUGAUCCGACUGUCGAGUAUCGGGUCUUCAGCAGCAACAGCUAUCGCCAAAUCGGCAUCCGGA